AUGAGUUCACCCAACAUAACUUUUGCGGCAACAGCGGCAAGUUCUGGGUUUGUUACGGUAGACUUGGAGGAAACCACCAUCGUCGCAUUGCUUCUUAUGGCGCUGGUUAUUCUGUUGAUUCUUGUGCUUAAUCCCAUAUGCCUUGUCGCGCUACGUCGCGCCAGUGCCAUGCACGACUCAACCAAGAUCUUGAUGGCAUCACUCACCAUAUCUGACUUAUGCACGGGGGUCUUGUGUGCAGUCCCUCAGAUAACAGAAGACAUAUCCCAGAGAUGGAUCUUGGGAGACUUUCUUUGCUUGAUGUGGGGAAUAGCGUACCCAUCCACGAUCAUACUAAGUGUCACGUCACUGCUUCUGCUGACGAUCGAUCGAUUUAUCGCCAUCGUCCAUCCGCUGCGACAUCCGUGCAUAAUGACGUCAUUGAGUUCAAAGGUCAUAGUCGGGGUCACAUGGACUUCAGCGUACCUUACAAAUGUCGUUUUGUACGGCGUAUAUUUCCAAGCCACCGCAUCAAAGCGAACUUAUUAUCGGUGCAAUUAUUCGGACGUCGAGGUGUAUAUUUACUCCAGUAUCUGCACUCUCGCAUUCCCGCUGGUCAUCAUACUUGUACUGUAUCUGUACAUCCUACGCGUUGCACAACGCCAGGCACGACGAAUCGCUGAUCAAAACCACGCUACGUCGGAGGAGCAGAACGCCGGGCGUCGAUUGAGCACCAAGUCAGCUACGACAGUCUUCAUCGUGACGGGAACCGUGUUCAUCUGCUGGACCCCUGCUCUAAUCCUACUCUUGCUAUUCAUCACACAACAAAUCACGUUUCACCCCAGCAUGUCCAUUGCUGCAAAAGCGGUUUUAUUUAGUAACAGCUGGCUCAAUGUCAUCAUUUAUUACUGGAGGAACGCGGAGCUUCGGCAAGCAAUACGCGGCGUGAUAUCGUGCAUAUGCCGCCACUUGUGUUAA
Molecule: messenger RNA, 957 nt
Organism: Patiria miniata (bat star)
Lineage: Eukaryota; Metazoa; Echinodermata; Asteroidea; Valvatida; Asterinidae
Product: beta-1 adrenergic receptor-like
Exons: 1
Coding region: 1-957 (318 amino acids)
Biological process (GO): G protein-coupled receptor signaling pathway
Cellular component (GO): membrane
Molecular function (GO): G protein-coupled receptor activity
Source: RefSeq, a predicted model, not a curated record